AGCUGGACUUGCAAAAGAGCUGAAAAGGUGGAAAGCGCAUUUUUUGUGCUGGGGCAAGACCAACCACAUACUCACCAACAGCAAACUGCAACAAAGCCAUUAGCUGCUUUAAGUGCCAAGUUCAACAACCAUUUCGGUUCAAGGAAAACAGGCGCACACUGCUUUGAUAAAAAUGGACUACCAGGAAAUUCCCAAUCGUCUGAUCUAUUUUCUGGAAGGCAUAUAGACGGAACCCAUGUGCAAAUCUCAACUACCAAUGUCCCUUUACCUAAGGAUCUGAAUGUGUAUCAGUAUGCACUGGCCAAUGGAGCCUCCUCCUUAUACAACGGCCACCGUUACAUGCCGUACAAUCGGGCUUGCGCGUUUGCAGAAAAUGCUUUGAAUGCGCCUGCCCCACUGCCAAACACUCAUCUGAAUCUUCAACAGCAACAAAUUCAGGUUCCAGCUUCCCUGACUUACCAACCUCACCUUCCGAUUUACCAGAACACUAAAAAGUUUACUCUCCAACAAACAAUGUUUUCUUCAACAGUUUCAAUAGCAGCCGGCGGACUUUCCGCAUCUUCUAUUCCUUUAAGUAUCAUCGAUAAUAGUUUAUCGGUUGCCGAUAUUGCUUUUACAAACGGCAUUAUGAAAACACCCAGAGAAGGAAUGUUUUCCCCCGGAGCCUUUACAAACACGUUAUCUACCGGCAGAGUUAGAGACUGCGGAGCUGAAAGUAAUGAGGGUAACAUUAUCGCCAAGAUAACCGAGGCGAGCGAUGCGGUAACUUUGCAGAUCACAAAUUUAGAUUACUCGCUGGACGAGUCAAAUCUUCGCUGCUUCCUUAUAAAUCAACUAAAGCCCAUCACACCGGUGGUGUCACUUGUCUUUGAGGGAAGCUCGUUUGCCAAAGUCACUGUACCGGAUAUUUAUUUUGCCAAGCAGGUCGUCUCUAAUUUGCACCGAAAGAAGAUUGGACACAAGCGUAUGCUGGUUAGUUAUACUCGUGACUCCUCUUUGACUGAGGUUAACACCCUCCGUUGCCAAGUUGCGGGUCUGCUAAAGGAUGUUCCUUACUUUACCCUGCCCAUGUAUAAGUUCAGAGAACUUUUUCAGUCGCGUUUCAAAACCUCGAUCAGCGUAUUGGAUUUGUACAAAAUGCAUGAUAUAUGUACUAUAAAUUCAGACAAAAAUGAGGAUAAAUUUAUAAGCCUAAGGCCGGAAAUAAUAAAUAGCCUCGAAAGCUCACCGUUAAUGGAAGGACUACAGCACAGUGUGCCUUACUGUAGUAUUCAUCUAAAAAGAGACCAGCAUAAGGGUUGGGCCGAACAGGAGAUCGAGCCACUUCCAAAUGUAUAUAUGACUAUUUCGGAAAUCCAAAAACUAAUAUAUCCCUUACUCAAAGAUCAUCCAGGAGACAUUCCAGUAGCUACGCUUCUUCACUGCAUUGAAGGUCAGCUAAAGGCAUCGAUAUUGCCAAACGAUAGAGGGGUCAACUUAGAACAUUUGAUCUGCUGUGUUCAGGGAAUUCAAAUUCAAAUAAACAACUUCGGCGUAAAAAUUCUCGGAUGGUUAGAGCUUAACAAGGAAUUUUCGAAGACAGGACCUGAAGGUGACAUAUCAAGUUCAUAUACCUUGUCCGUCAAUGAUCGUGCAAGUAGCUUGGGUGGAAGCUACUUUAAAACUUCUGUAGCCGAUCCUCUCUUUCAAAUAUCACGCGAAGUCAUAGAACUGGUAAAAAUGUCUCCGAAGUCUACAAUGAAAUUUAACCGUUUCAUUCCUGCCUAUCACAAUCAUUAUGGAAAACAAUGCAGAGUUGCAGACUACGGCUACACAAAGCUUAUCGAGCUUUUUGAGGCCUUAUCUUCUGUUGUGCAAAUUAUGGGAGAUGGUGAAAAUCGGCAGAUUACGCUGACCCACCGAACUCAAAUUCGAAGGUUCACCUCAGAUCUAUUACGCGUUUUGCGCGCUCAAGGUAACAAUUCAGUGCUACUCUCCCAGUUACCAGGAAUAUUUGCACAGACCCAAAAUCGUAGUUUCGACGUCACGGACUAUGGUGUGUGCAACAUUAUAGAUAUCUUAGAUGGGCUAGUUAAUUCAAACAUUGUAGUUCUCACCACUGUACAGCACGGAAAAGAUAUUCUUAUCUCAAUGCCGAAACGUAAACAGACAAGCUCUGAAAUGGAAAAAACCUGUGUUUUCGCCGGUGAAAUGGUAGAGCUAUUGCAGAACGCCCUCCAGUACACUAUAUUAUUUCAAAAGUUUGUACGGUCCUACCAUUACCACUUUGCCUACCAAUGCCGUCUCAGUGACUACGGAUUUCUUAAGCUGGCAGACCUUAUGGAUGCAAUUCAUGGAUUAGUCGACUUGCAGGUAAACAAUGACGAGGACAAGAAAAUAGUGCUCUCACCCAAAGUGGCCAGACGAGUGUUCGCUGAGCAAUGUGAGGACCUCAUACGCCAUGUCACUGGAAACUCAAAACACUGCAUGAAGUUGGACCAGGUGCUCAGGCUGCACAAAAAGAAGUACGGAUAUCAAAUUAAGCCACAGACCUUAGGGGCGUCUGAUAUGUGUACGGCAUUUGAAUUGUUGCCCUACGUUGAAUUAAAGCAAAAAGAUAAGACCAUUUGGCUCAUCUGCCACCAUAAUGACGAAGAAUUUCGAGUUCUUUGUUACGACAUAUGCAAGCAUCUUUUUCAACGAGCCGCAUUCGACUCUCCUUCGGCAACAAUUACCUGUGAUGCCGAAUCAGCAGCUCACUCCCUACCCUUACCAGAAGCAUACCAUAAAACUACAUUUUUAAGCGAAUACAAUGCUAGGCACAAUAUCCACCUUACAGAGCCUGUUCUCUUAGCCAUGCGACAUGCAAUUGAGAUUUAUAAUGAUGCCGGCGUACAGUGUAUUCGACCUACCGCUUUCAUGAGGUUCUUAAUAAAAAUUGUUCAAGUGCUAGAACAGCGCACCAGCAUGUACUUGUACGAAAUCAAGAUCUCCUUAGAUAUUGGGCUUACCACUACCUUUGAGUUUGGAUUUCCCAAUCUGUAUUCUGUGAUUGCAGCUUAUCAAGAUCUUUUCACUCUUAACAAUGGACCAACGCAGGAAAGAAGUGAAGUUUCCCUUACGGUAAACUGCAUGCUGCGUCAGAGUUCCGUAAUACACUGUAGAGUUACACAACCCACCAACCAAAUGUUACAUGACAGUUGUCAAACUAUUCACAAUAAUGUAACAUAUACUCGUCCUCUGGCUAAGCGCCUAGGAAUAACCAACAGUUAUUCAAGUAACGCCAAUCCUCUUUGCAAUUUUGAUCGUCAAGGAAACAUGUUUCCAGCUUACUUUGGAAAUAAUGGUGACUUAAUUCAGCCACAGAGAAUUAACUCAUCAUUGCUAAAUAGUUGUGGGAAAACUGUUGGAAAAAAUGUUGCUGUAAGGAACACUCAGGCAUUAACACAUCGGCAAAUAUUUGACGGUUCGUUCAACUCGUCAGGCGAACUAAACGCCAGUCUAGUUCUAAGCGAUCUAACGAAUAUAUCAUCGAGCACUGCCAUCACAGCUGAUAUUUCACUUGAACAAUCGUCAUCCAAGUUGUGGUGUAGACGUCAACCAGGCUUUAAUGAGCAGUCAAAUAACCAAACACCUAAACCGGAUACGUGCACAAAAGAGAAAUUACCUUUCUGGAUCGAUCCUAUUUGGACCGCACGAUCGGAACACCAAACGGAGAACAUUAAAAUUGCCGAACUUAAGGCGAAGAAUAUCUUUCCAAUGCUUCUUUCCCCAUAUACUAUUUCUAAAAAUGAGAAUUUAAGGCGCCAGCUUUUUCAUUUUGAUAAUCAUGAUCGUAAAAUAGCAUAAUAAAAAUACAAUUUUUUAAUGUUUCUUUACUUAUACAUUAUGCUAUAAUAGCAACAAAAAAAUCAAAUAAAAUAAAUACCCAAAUAAGAGGUCCUAAAUAAAA
Molecule: messenger RNA, 3931 nt
Organism: Drosophila ficusphila
Lineage: Eukaryota; Metazoa; Arthropoda; Insecta; Diptera; Drosophilidae
Gene: Marf1
Product: meiosis regulator and mRNA stability factor 1
Molecular function (GO): nucleic acid binding
Source: RefSeq, a predicted model, not a curated record